Messenger RNA from Glycine soja, 1691 nucleotides. RefSeq names its product DNA damage-repair/toleration protein DRT100-like. The record is from RefSeq and is a predicted model, not a curated record. Gene Ontology annotation, molecular function: protein binding. Lineage: Eukaryota; Viridiplantae; Streptophyta; Magnoliopsida; Fabales; Fabaceae. The transcript has a single exon. The coding region runs from base 81 to 1550 and encodes 489 amino acids.
AUAUUAAAGAGACCAAACCCUAUCUCUGCAUAUUCACUUAAUUUCAUUCCAAAAUCUUCAUAUUCAUCAAACUCAUCAAAAUGAAUCUGUACCACUCCUCCACCACCACCACCACCACCACCAUCUUCACCGUCAUAUUCCUCCUCCUUGCAAUAUUAUUCACUCUCACACCCCACAAGGCCAACGGUGCCACGUGUCACCCUGAGGAAGAAGCGGGCCUGUUGGGCUUCAAAUCCGGUAUCCGAUCCGACCCGUCCGGCCUGCUCAGUAACUGGAUAUCGGGUACGGACUGCUGCACAUGGACCGGAGUAGAAUGCCACUAUAACAGCACCCGGGUCCAAAGAUUAUUCUUAACGGGUCAAAAACCCGAAACCAUCUUAUCGGGUACCAUCUCACCCACCCUCUCAAAACUCAAACUCCUCGAUGGACUCUACCUCAUAAACCUCAUCAACAUUUCGGGUCCCUUCCCAAAUUUUCUUUUCCAACUUCCAAAUCUCCAAUUUAUCUAUCUAGAAAACAACAAUCUCUCGGGUCGAAUACCCGAUAACAUCGGUAACCUUACCCGAUUAGAUGUACUCAGUUUAACUGGUAACCGGUUCAUCGGACCCGUACCGAGUUCAAUAACCAAGUUGACUCAGCUCACUCAGCUCAAACUCGGUAACAAUUUUCUCACCGGAACAGUUCCCCAAGGAAUUGCCAAGCUCGUUAAUUUAACCUAUUUGAGUCUCGAAGGAAACCAACUUGAAGGUACCAUACCGGAUUUUUUCUCUUCCUUCACGGAUCUUCGGAUUCUUAAUUUUUCUUACAACAAAUUUUCCGGGAAUAUCCCCAACUCGAUUUCUUCCCUGGCGCCGAAACUGACGUACUUGGAGCUUGGGCACAACUCACUUUCCGGGAAAAUCCCUGAUUUUCUGGGAAAAUUCAAGGCGCUUGACACGCUUGACCUGUCAUGGAACAAGUUUUCCGGAACGGUCCCUGCGAGUUUCAAGAACCUGACGAAAAUCUUCAACCUGAACCUCUCCAACAACCUCCUGGUGGACCCGUUCCCCGAGAUGAACGUGAAAGGGAUAGAAUCGUUGGACUUGUCGAACAACAGUUUUCACCUGGGGAGCAUUCCCAAGUGGGUGGCUUCGUCGCCGAUAAUAUUCUCUCUGAAGCUUGUGAAUUGCGGAAUAAAGAUGAGGCUAGAGGAUUUUAAGCCUUCGGAGACUUAUUUCUAUGAUUUUAUUGAUCUUUCGGGGAAUGAAAUUUCAGGGAGUGCAAUUGGGUUGGUGAAUAGUACUGAGUAUUUGGUGGGGUUUUGGGCUUCGGGGAACAAGUUGAAGUUUGAUUUGGGGAAGUUAAGGUUUGGGGAGAGGUUUAAGUUUUUGGAUUUGUCUCGUAAUUGGGUGUUUGGGAAGGUUCCAAACAGUGUUGUUGGGCUUGAGAAGUUGAAUGUUAGCUAUAACCAUCUUUGUGGUCAGCUUCCCAAGAAUAAGUUUCCGGCAAGUGCUUUUGUUGGAAAUGAUUGUCUCUGUGGUUCUCCUUUGCCACCCUGCAACAAAGCAUAAGUGUAGUAAGCUUUGUUGUUGAUGAUUUCAAGUGUUUAAUUUCCUUUUACUGCUAAGUUUUCCAAUAAUUAUGUAAUUUAAUAAGUAAAUUGUAAUUUUAACUUUCAAUAUAUACUAUAUAUAUUUACUUUAAAACAGUAA